AGGAAGUCUUGGCAUGAAACCUUGAGGAGUGCAAUGGUACCCUGGUGCUUGAGAAUUUGCAUUGCAAUGUGAGCAGUAUAACAAGGACUUCAGACUGAAUCCAGCCCACAAUGAUAGGAUGGAAGUUUUUUUGCAGAAGGGACUGAUCGUCUGAUGCUGAAGAUGACACAGGAACAGUACUUGACUCAACGAAACAACAUCCAGACCUCAGAAAACCAAUAUGUCUACAAAGUUGGGAUUUAUGGCUGGCGAAAGCGGUGCCUUUAUUUUUUUGUCCUACUCUUGAUGAUUCUGCUGUUGGUGAAUCUUGCUCUGACAAUAUGGAUCCUGAAAGUCAUGAAUUUUACAAAAGAUGGCAUGGGGCAUCUAAGAAUCACUGACAAGGGUCUGCGGUUAGAAGGACCAUCUGAGUUUUUGCAGCCUUUGUAUGCCAAAGAAAUCCGAUCCAAAGCAGAUAGUUCUCUUUACUUGCAGUCUUCUAGGAAUGUUACAGUGAGCAUCCGCAAUAGUCAGGAUCAGACUGUUACCCAAUUAAAUACAGGAAGUGAAGCUGUAGAAGCACGUGGCAAGAGGUUUGAGGUCAACUCAAAUACUGGAAAGUUAUUAUUUUCCGCGGAGGACAGAGAAGUGGUUGUCGGUGCUGAUCGUUUACGAGUCUUAGGUGCUGAAGGAGCUGUAUUUGAAAGCUCUCUGGAAACACCGCAAAUUCGGGCUGAGCCUUUUAAAGAGCUAAGGAAACACAGCAACCAAUCUGUGCACAACAAGUUUCCAAAAAAAAGCAAUAUGAUACUGACCAGGCUAGAAUCACCCACACGUUCACUCAUAUUGGAGGCACCAAAAGGAGUUGUUAUCGAAGCAGAGGCAGGUAACAUGGAAGCAGUCUGUCGAACGGAACUGAAGUUGGAAUCCGAAGAUGGUGAAAUCAGCCUGGAAGCCAGGAAAAUAAAAUUACCCAGACUACCUAUGGGUUCGUACACUUCCACACCGUCUGCUCGACAGAACAUAUUUGAGGUGUGCGUCUGCCCAAAUGGAAAACUAUUCCUUUCACAAGCAGGGGUGGGCUCCACCUGUCAAAUAAACAGCAGUGCCUGUCUAUAAAGGGAAAAUUUAAAAAAACUUACAGAGGGACAAAAUCCACAGGCAUUACCAACGGUGGGUUCAGACCUCGCAAAUGGUUGGCCAUUUCUACAUGGCAUCAGCCUGCUGAACACUGUGGAAAAAGCCUCUUGAAUAGACUCUGUGCUGACUGAUUUCAACCCUGUUCAAAAUGUUGUUUCAGUAUAGGGGAUAAAAAUGAAACAAAAAUCAUUUAUACUGAGACAUGUUCCUAUAACAUCUCUGUUCAAAGAGUGAGAAAAACAAAAGUAUGCCUUUGCCUUAACUGAAUGCACUCAGCAAGGAAAGCACAUUAUUUUUAAGUUUCAUGUGUGUAAUUGGGAGUGCAAAGAUUACAAAAUAUGUAAACUGAUCAAAAUCCACUAUGGAAGUUGAACCCAAUAAUCAUCAGGUUAUGGACUGUAGAAGUUUUGGUUGUGUACAUUAGGAAGGAAACAAAAUAAUAUAGAAGAAGGUAUAACAAGGUAAUGGUUGUUUAAUUUCUACCCUUAAGGUACCAUAAGGUAGUGUGAUGAUGGGUGUCAGUUAUCACAAUAAUCCCGUUUUGAGGGAUUUUCUUUUGUGGUACAUCAAUGUACUCCAGUUAUACUGUUCUUUUUGAAGUCUAACAUCAUAAAAUAUUGAUCAAUUAAUAAAUACUUCACUUUUUAAUCCUUUUUUUUGGAAAGUUUGUUGAAUUAAACUAAGCUGAUAACUGAAUGCAGUACAGAAGGCGUACUGUAUUGUCAAAGAUGUCACAUUUCUAAUGAGUUAUUAAAGCUUCUCCUGUCUGCUUUUAUGGGUAUAAAAGAACCCAUGGCUUUAUUUGAAUAAAAUAUUCAUCCCUCAACCAAUGAGACAAAAGAAAAUGUCUGUUAUAUUAAAUGGAUGUCCAUUUCAGUGCUGGGUGCAAGACAAAUUCUAUGUUUCCAUACAUAACAAAUAUCAGACACACUUCAAAAUAAUUCAUUGGAUGGGAAGUACUUUUGGGACACAUGAUAUGUUAUCAAAACACAAGAUCCCUCUUAUUGUAGAUUAAUCAAUAUUGCAGUGCAAAACAAUACUACAGGCUCAGCUCUAAAAUAUUAAUGAGUUUUUUGCUUGUCACAGUAAAUCUUCAUUAACCACCAAUUGUGGAGAGUUGAAACAUUUCUUGAAUGGUGCAGUGCCUUUCCUUUUUGUCCUUCUUCUCUGGACCUAAUGCUGCUUAUGUUCUCCAGCUGACCACAUUACCUAGAGACUAGUCCCAGGUUUCCAUGAAUCUUGUUCAAUUGCCAGUUACUUGCUCUAGCACAUGAGACUAGCCUCCUCAGAUAAAUGUGGAGAAUUUUCCCUUCAGUUAUACCAGUGGUAAGUGGCAUGAGCCGUCCAUGCUACCUUUCAGUAAGGUCAGAGGCACACAACAUGGAAAAUGCUGCUGCCAUUCUAUGAGACAGCAAGUUGCAGUUUGUUCCAUUAUUUGGCGCAGUGGCCUCUACAUAAAUUUCUUUAUUAAAGAUGGAUAAUAUGCUUAAUAAUAUAGAUGGUGUUACUAAUGAAUAAAUUCCCAGUAUAUUCCAGAAUAUUUAAAAACUGGCAAUGGGAAAUGGCAAUAUUUGAGAAACACUGCAGUAUUAAAACCUAUACUUAAUGUAAUGUUACACUGCAGAGUCACAGACAGAAUCUGCCACUACUUACUUUUUUGAUUCUUGCCUCAGUUAUGCAAGAUAAAUUUAAAUGGAUUUCUCUGUAGUCAUUCAAGCUGCCACACUUCCAGUGUGCAGACAAUGUCCACAGCCAUUGACUCAUACUGUAUAGCAGUGGAGCUUUCUGAACAAGGCAAUGACUUUCACUCUCCUUUAAAAUGUUUCUCCCUUCCAAUAACUAAGUCUGUAGAUUAAAGUUCAGUAAAAAUGUUUGCGUUUAUUUUAAGACAUUAGUAUUGCAUUUCUAUAAAAUAAGUAGCCAGAUUAAAAUUAAUAAGCAGAUAAUAAGUAAAUGUUUUUGAAAUUCCACAGGAAAGCAAUGAUUGAGAAAAUUAGUUUUUGACACUAAUGCUAAAACAGACACUAGAAUAUUAAUUACUCUUUGUACUUGCAUUUCAAUAUGCAGUUUCAUCAUGCAGAUGGGCCAAUACUACCACCCGUUCAAUACUCAUAACCAAAAACAGGAUUUUUGCCUCAAUUAAUUUAAAGUUAUUGAGGUAAUGCACUACAGUCUACAGCCUGUUGAUUCUGAGGGAAUUAUAAUCAGUGCACUCCUAGUGUGUAUGUACUGGUGUGUUGUGGUAGGUUAAUAGAAAAUUAUUUUGUUUUUUUAUAUAUAUAAAUAUAUUAUGUACCUACUUUAUGGCUUUGAGUUAUAGAAUAAGAAAAAGUCCCAGACCAAAGACUGAUGGGAAUUCGGCCAGGUAGUCCAUGAAUCAUAUGGUGCUUUUAUUUAUUGUGACUCUGUGAGGGCCCAGUAAAAUGUCAACUUGUGUCCUGUCAAAGGGUUUAAGACCAGGGUCAUCCACAGCACAUGGAUCUAGAGAAAAGAGCAAAAUGCAGUGGGAAACUCACAGGGCAGGAUGAGCAGCAAAGGCAGAUCCGAGGCAAAAACACAUAUCAUUUAAAGUGUUUGGAGUUUUCUAAUUCAAGCUCUCGACCCUAUCACCUAAAGAUUGCCUAAACAAAUUUAAACUACUGCUGGCAUUCAAGAAUUUGUGUCAUGCCCUUCUAUAUUAGUCCUACACAAUAAGAACGUUUUUAACAAUGUAAUGGAUAUCAUCUGAAUAUGAAAGCUUUUCUGCAUCUUCCGCCCUUGUUGCUGCUGUUAUCUAGACUUUUUUUUUGUAAAAUGGAUUAUUUUCCCUGUCCCAUCUUUUACAGUCUUUUUUGGUCAGAUUGUAUGCUAUUUUUGCCAUAAUCAUAUCACAACUCUGAUCAUGUCUCUGAGUGACAAUCAUGAAAAUUUAUCUUCUAAGUUUUAAUUUUUCUUCUCUCACUUAUAAUGAAAUGAUUAAAUUGUGUACUUAGUGUAAUAGCAUAAUGUAAGGAGCCUGAAUCCCACUACUAACAAAGCAACUCUAUGUCCACAGGGUUAGUUAAGAGAUACUUCUGCGUUUUGCCAAUCUUGCGAAGUUUCAGCUUACCUUGCAUGAUAUCAUAUAUAAGCUUUAAAUUUUAACCAAGGACAGGAGUUUGUUUUUAUAAAAAAGAGUUUUUUUUCCUAUUAUUGGACUCCUGAUUAUCGGUCUGGUGCACAUUUUGAUAUUUUUCACAGUAAUAGAUGAACCCUCUGGUCACAGAAAAUAAAACCUGUUCAUUUUGGAAAGAUUAAUGUGUUUUUUAGAAGGGUACUGUAGUGUGAGGUUGCUUUUUUAAGUUAAAAUGUAUUAUUUACUCAACAUCCCUCCACAUUUUGCUGAAGUCAAUUCCAGAUUUUAUGCAGAGAGCCCAUAUCACUGGCAGUGCUGAGUAAAUAGGUCUAUCCAUCAGCUCAAAUAAACAAUAGUUUGGUGUGAUUACUGUUUAUUGGUAGAAGUCGAAGGUAAAUAAAAGAAAUUGAACUGUUAGUGAAAUGGCACUAUAGAAUUACAAAGAAUUUACAACACAGAAAAGGGUGCUUAUUGCAAACUUUCAGCUAUGCUAUUUCAUCAAACACUAUCGGCAUAACCUAUUCCUUUCUUCCUCACAUACUAGCUUCUCUUAAGUGGCUCACACAAUCCAUCUGCUAGCAAAUUUUUCAGGAAAAUAAAUGGGUACUUUCUAUUCUUCUUCACAGUCCAUAUGAAGGGUCUCUACCCAAAACGUUGAAUGUCGAUUUCCCUCUACAAAUGCUGCCUGACCCAUUGAAUUCCUUCAGGGUUUUAUUUUUUUUGCUCCAAAUUCCAGCAUCUGCAGUCUUUUGCAUAUCUGCUUCCAACAAAGUAGUUCUUGGGUCUUUUCUUCUUCUGCAUCCAAGAUAAUCUGGGAAUAUUUUUAUCCUUAAAGCCUUUUUAUGGUACCUGCUUCAUGUGAAUAUUUUGAUCCUGAAUACAUUGCCAAAGCCUAGGAAAAUAGAAUUUUUUCAUAAUGCUAUCUCUUUCACACUGGAGAUUUUAUCCUGGUAUCAAGGGUAAUGUUAUAUAUUGCAGGAGCUAGAAAUCUCAAAUAAAAUAGAUAAUAUUGGAACUACUCAACAGGUCGAGCAGCAUAUGUGGAGUGAGAAAUAGAGCAAACAUUUCAGGUGGAUGACCUUUCAUCAGAUAGAUGAUGUUAGUUGGUCUUGUGUUUUUAUAUAGGACAACUUUGACCCUCAGAAAGGCUCUUGUAAGCACCUUGGUAGAGGUUCUUCUGAUAUCACUGCUAGGUCGCAAGGCUGCUUGUGGCCAUCUGGUUUGGUUUAUAGUAAGAUUGUAAACACAUUUCAUAAUGUUGUUGCACAUAAAGUUCAAAAAAAUUGCUGACCCUCUGCUGGUUAAUAACUUCCUAUCAUAUUGUGCAAGACUUUUCCAAACUCCAGCAAAUAAAAGGUCAUCCCCAUUAACCCUAAAUCCACAAUAUAUUAAUAGUUUUUGACAGCUUUACAUUGUUUUUGACCAGUUCAAUAAUGUCCUCAAAAUGUCCUUGAAAAAGAAAUGCAACAUCCCCAUUAACUCCUGGGAAUCCCUGACUCAUGACCACCCAAAAGUGGA
Pristis pectinata (smalltooth sawfish) is the source of this 5731-nucleotide messenger RNA. It is a transcript of the gene sgcd, whose product is annotated as sarcoglycan, delta (dystrophin-associated glycoprotein). Gene Ontology annotation, cellular component: sarcolemma; sarcoglycan complex. Bases 154 to 1098 code for a protein of 314 amino acids. Gene Ontology annotation, biological process: cardiac muscle tissue development; heart contraction. The record is from RefSeq and is a predicted model, not a curated record. Lineage: Eukaryota; Metazoa; Chordata; Chondrichthyes; Rhinopristiformes; Pristidae. The transcript is spliced from 10 exons.